This is a messenger RNA of Lasiodiplodia theobromae, 807 nucleotides long. RefSeq lists its product as uncharacterized. Bases 1 to 807 code for a protein of 268 amino acids. The record is from RefSeq and is a predicted model, not a curated record. NCBI's taxonomy places the organism in Eukaryota, Fungi, Ascomycota, Dothideomycetes, Botryosphaeriales, Botryosphaeriaceae. The transcript is spliced from 2 exons.
AUGUCGGUAAAUGCGAGCUUCUUCCUGAGCAGCAAUGUGGACAAAUGCGUCUACAAUGGCGCCUCGAUAGAUGCCAACGAUCUGACAGCGAAUGGCAACCUUUGUGCAGUGUGCUGGACGUGGUCUCAAACAUGCAAAGGCGGCGACUCGACAACACCGGACGACUCGCAAAUAUACUGCAGCUCCAACGAGGCUGAGUGGUGCUGCACCCAGAACGACGAAUGCACGCGAACCCCCGGCCAGAUCAACAUCUGCUGGGGGCUGUUCAAGAAUCCGGUCUACAACAUGUCUUCCAGCGAAGCGCUGGUGUACAACCAGGAACACUACUCGACGCUGGGUUCCACGACGACGUCGGCCGCCGCAUCCACGAGCGCAUCACCGCCCGCAACGAACGCCGCAGAGGCCUCGAGCGCGACAUCAACAACCACAUCAACAAGCGCAUCGACGAGCGCAUCGAGUCAAGCAACAGCGGCGGCGGGCGGCUCGUCUCUUUCCACCGGUGCCGUUACAGGCAUCGCAGUCGGCUGUGCUCUUGGCGGUGUAGCACUCGCCGGCCUUGCAGGACUUUUGAUCUGGCGGCGGCGGAGGCGGAGCGGAAUCGGCGCCACGCCGCGGUGGGCCAAUGACCAGUCUGCCGCGGAACCGAAGCAGAGCGGCAGCGAGCCGCUGUCGCAUGAACUUCACACGGACAACCAGCUCCACGAGGCGGACGGAAAUCCCAUGUAUUUCCAGCAGCAGCAGCAGCAGGGAGGAGCCCCGCCGAAAUCUCAAGGGGCCCACGAGUUGCCGGGUCAACAGCACUCAUGA